This is a messenger RNA of Myripristis murdjan (pinecone soldierfish), 1465 nucleotides long. RefSeq names its product deoxycytidine kinase (gene dck). The transcript is spliced from 7 exons. Gene Ontology annotation, biological process: nucleobase-containing compound metabolic process. The record is from RefSeq and is a predicted model, not a curated record. Gene Ontology annotation, cellular component: mitochondrion; cytoplasm. Gene Ontology annotation, molecular function: ATP binding; deoxycytidine kinase activity. Lineage: Eukaryota; Metazoa; Chordata; Actinopteri; Holocentriformes; Holocentridae. The coding region runs from base 354 to 1145 and encodes 263 amino acids.
CACUGCCUUUGCCUCUCUGUGCACAUACAGCUGCAUCCCAGACUGCAGCCGUGCUGCCAUCCAAGAUCUCUACAUCCGAGCUGAACAAAAUCAGUCUGCUGCUUGAGUUGUAGCCGGAUGAGUGUUGGACGGAUGAUAUGAAGCGGCUCACAUGAGAGUCAGCAGGCCUGAGACUGAGAGAGGAGCUGUGGCCGGGGGCAGCCUCUGCUUCCUGGGAGGAGCCUCGGCUCGCCUGUGUGACAAUUGUUGCCGCCAAACUUUCAAAUAUCACAAAGCGCCUUUCCCUUGUCUGCAGCGGCACAGCUAGAACCAGUGUUUAAUUUGGAAAAAGGGACUGAAUUCAUUUGCUGAAAAUGUCUCCAGCACCAAAGAGACCCUGCCCCGAUCUGCUGGACGACUCUAUGGAGAAAAGACUGAAGAGGAUUUCUAUAGAGGGAAAUAUUGCGGCGGGCAAAUCGACGUUUGUGCGCCUUUUGGAGCAGCAGAGCGCCGACUGGGAGGUGGUACCUGAACCAGUCGCCAGGUGGUGCAACGUGCAAACAAAUACCGACGAUUUCGAGGAGCUGACCACGUCUCAGAAGAGCGGAGGGAACGUGUUGCAGAUGAUGUACAAUAAACCCGAGCGCUGGGCCUUUACUUUCCAGAGCUACGCCUGUAUGAGCAGGGUGCGUGCCCAGGCCAAGGCCAACGAGGGGAAGCUGAGAGAGGCUGAGGACCCUGUGCUGUUCUUUGAGCGCUCCGUCUACAGUGACAGGUACAUCUUUGCAGCCAACCUCUAUGAAAGUGAGUGCAUGAAUGAGACAGAAUGGACUGUCUACCAGGACUGGCACGGCUGGCUCCACAGCCAGUUUAGCCGGCACUUCGAGCUGGACGGUAUCAUUUAUCUGCGAGCCACACCUGAGAGAUGCUUAGAGAGAUUGCACCGGAGAGGCAGACAAGAAGAGCAAGACAUUCCUCUGGAGUACCUGGAGAAGCUCCACUUCAAGCAUGAGAGCUGGCUGCAGCACAAGACCAUGAGCACAGACUUUGAGUAUCUCAGCGAGGUGCCCAUCUUGACUCUCGACGUGAACGACGACUUCACAGCGAAUGCAGCCAAGGGCGGCGACAUGAUUGAGAAGGUGAAAGAGUUUCUAAGCACGUUGUAAAGCUCGCCUGAUGACUAUCACAAUCUGGAGAGGGACCCAGAGGAAGUGAGACAGGACGGAGCAUGGCUUUUAAAACGAUGAGACGUCACUGUAAAUGACGCUGCAUAUUUUUAAAGACUGCAAGACUUUUUCGUCUUUUUAAGAUUUUAAAAUGACUGGGCUGUGUCCUGACGAUCAAAGUGUUUUUAAGUGCUGUCCCUUUUAUAUCUGUGUUUAUUUAUCACUACCUCUGUGUGUGUGUGUGUGUGCAUGUGCAAGAUUGUAUGUCAAAGUGUUAAACAAAAGCAAAUAAACGGUGGAGAUACUUGCCAAUUCUUUCA